Lactuca sativa (garden lettuce) is the source of this 572-nucleotide messenger RNA. Its product is annotated as protein RADIALIS-like 3. The record is from RefSeq and is a predicted model, not a curated record. NCBI's taxonomy places the organism in Eukaryota, Viridiplantae, Streptophyta, Magnoliopsida, Asterales, Asteraceae. Gene Ontology annotation, molecular function: DNA-binding transcription factor activity.
GCAUUCACUUCUUAAGCCUAGACAUAGAAGAGUGUGUGUGUGUUCUAAAGCUCAGUGUUCGAGUGUUUUCAUGGCAUCUAGCUCAAUGUCUUCACGUGGGUCAGGUUCAUGGACUACGAAGCAAAACAAGGCCUUUGAAAAAGCUCUUGCUGUGUUUGACAAGGAUACUCCAGACCGAUGGCACAAUGUCGCAAAGGCUGUUCCUGGGAAAACGGCUGAGGAAGUCGAGAGGCAUUAUCAACUCCUUGUGGAAGAUGUUAACAACAUCGAGAGUGGUCGAGUUCCUUACCCUAUUUACAGAACUAGUCAUAAAGGGGCGUAACUAAGGGAAUCAACGCUCCAUGGAAGCAAGCAUGGAUAUGGAAAUAUAUAAGUGAUUCCUUAAUGUAAUUUUGUUUCUGCAAUCGGCUGGCAAAUCUCUUUUGUUCUUCAUUGUAUGGCAUAAAACGCACGUCGUUAUUCAAAUGAGAUAACAGGCAAAAUGUGCUUUCUGAUUUCUUCAAUCUUUCCAUUAGUAAAAUUUGCAAGGAAAUUCUGUAUUGGAAAUGAACUAAUCCAAUGUGUGUUUAUUA